UUUCACCUGGGAAAUUCCGACCGACUGGAUGGAGCGCAGUAUAUGGAUGUACUCAGUAUAAAUGUAUAUAUGCUGUAUGCAAAGUUAUUGCUGCAGCAGGAUGUUUGAAAGUCCGGGUGUUUUGGUUUGGGAAGUACUGUUUUCGGGUUAUUUUCACACUGUUUACUUUUUUUUUUUUGCUAGGACCAGUAUAUUAGCCUGUCUCUUACAGCCAUCUACUGUCAGCGAAUUUUUCCCGGAACACCGUUCUGAAGUACGACAUUUUCUUUUUCCUGCCUUGAAAUGAAAGGGUCCGAUUCAGCAGAAGUUCUGCUCGCCUGGAACACUGAGACUCGAUCUCAGUAAAUCCCUGAUGGCCGAGCAGCUCUAGAUGGAUUUUCUGCUAUCAAAAUACAAAAGGAUGGCUUAUUCAGCAUGCAGCCCAGCUAGAAAAUGGGAUGGAGACUGGAAGGUUCUACACUAGUGCCCAUCUUGAUGUCACUUCCUCCAGUCCCAGACUACUGUUUGGAACUGAUCAGCUGCAGCUGCACCUCAAGAUGUAUGAGUGCACGAUGUAUGUGCAAAAAGUCCCACGUUGCUCUGCUGCAUUGCCCAGAUCUUCCUCUUACUGUUGUUGAGGAAAUCCUUCUAUACCUACCUGGCCAGCAGGUGAUUUGUGUGUGCCGUUUAGUGUGCAAGGAGUGGAAGUUGGUGGUGGACAGCACUGCGUUUUGGAGAGAGCGAUGCCGUAGGGAGGGAUUCAAGCCUCUCAGUAUCCCGAACGUCCCAAGAUAUUGGCAGGCCUUUUAUUUUCUAUGUAAGAUGCGCCGGAAUCUUUUGAAGAACCCCAAUGCAGAUGAGAAAUUCACUGGCUGGAAAAUCUUACAAAAUGGAGGUAAUCAAUGGGCUAUAGAGAAUUUGUUUGCACCUCAUCCAGAUGACACUGUAACAAAAUGCUUUGUUACCUCUUAUGGGCGAUGCAUAAAGAGCCAGCUGAUCAACCUAGAGAAAGAAGGUUACAGGCCUGCGUUUAUGGAUAAAAUACAGCCUGACAUUGUGAUAUCAGACUGGUAUGCUGCACGGUGGGACUGUGGCAGUGUCUAUGAAAUUCGUGUCGAGUUACUCGAUAACAAGAAGAAGGUAAUAAAGUUCUUUGAACCUGAGCAAGUGACAAUACCACAGUGGAAUGAUCAGCAAUGGAAGCAGGUGACUCAUACAUUUAAGGACUAUGGACCUGGUGUUCGAUUUAUUCUUUUUAAACAUGGAGGGCAGGACACGCAGUUCUGGGCUGGACACUACGGAAUACGAGUUACUAACAGCAUUGUGGAAAUCUUCCCAGCAACUGAAGGAUAGUGCCUAAAAUAGUGAAUAGUGUGUGUGUGUGUGUGUGUGUGUGUGUACACAGUGUCUGUCAAAAGUUUGGGCACACUUUCUAAUUCAGUAUUUUUUUCUUUAUUAAGACACUUCAUGUUUGAAAGUAAUGAUGGAAUGUCUCUACUUAGUUGAGCAAUUAUUGACAAAAUAUGGAUUUUUAUUUACUGUUUAAUGGUCUCAUACACUUAUUUCAGUUCUGAUGUCUUCAGUACUACUACAAUGUAGAAAAGUCAAAAUACAGUAAAAUAUGCGAAUGAGGAAAAAAAUUAUAUCAUAACAUCCUAAUUAUGCUAUUGCUUCUAAUUGCUACCAAUUACUGUUAUCUUGUUAAUUACCAUGUUUAAAUUGUGUGAACACACAUUAUCUGUCUGCAUUUGUACUGUUGUAUUAUUUAAUAGCCCAUUAAUACCUUAUGAUUUAGUGUUAUUUGUUAUAUCUUUGUAUUUCAAAUGUUUGUUUUCCAAUUUUUCUGUGGUAAAAUUGGCUGGAUGUCAUGAAAAGAAAGAAAAUGAGACAGAGUAUUGCCUGAGAUGUUCCAUGAAGGUAGCCCAAUUAUCUCAUUUACCUGUGAUUUGCUCUGAGAAGUAUAAUUUUAAACCAAUAAAAUAUCAGAUUAAAAUA
Neoarius graeffei (lesser salmon catfish) is the source of this 1974-nucleotide messenger RNA. Its product is annotated as F-box only protein 6-like. Gene Ontology annotation, cellular component: cytoplasm; SCF ubiquitin ligase complex. Gene Ontology annotation, molecular function: protein binding; ubiquitin protein ligase activity. The record is from RefSeq and is a predicted model, not a curated record. Bases 433 to 1332 code for a protein of 299 amino acids. NCBI's taxonomy places the organism in Eukaryota, Metazoa, Chordata, Actinopteri, Siluriformes, Ariidae. Gene Ontology annotation, biological process: SCF-dependent proteasomal ubiquitin-dependent protein catabolic process; glycoprotein catabolic process. The transcript has 8 exons.